UUGGACAGGGUUCAACCUACUGGACGCAAGGAGCUUGUAGGUGGUGCACCAACGCGGCACCUUGCAAUGGAAUGAAUCAGUUCUCCCAACGGUGCAGGAUUGCAAAAGCAAUAUUUAAAUUUUUUUCCACCUUUUUCUCGGGGCUCUGCAUAUUUUUUUUUUUAUCCUGGUGCAAUGGGGACGAGCUACUACGUUGAUGCGCGCAUUCUUUCAGACCAAGAAGAAAUGGCACCGAUGAGAUACUCAUCCUCUGCAGGGAUGGAGCAGGCGGCGCACAUCGAAUAUGGCGGACAUGAGCCGAAAUCUUCUAUUUUCGGGGGAUCCUGGAGCACCAUCGCGGCGCACCCGCCGAACGCAUACAUACAUCACCAAUACAGCGGAGACGCGGAUGGCAUGUUUGCGCGCUCUUGGGCGUUGGACCCGGUCUCUGCGUCUCUGUGUUUGACGGGAAUCCCGUCUGCAACCUCGCACUACGAAAUAAAGCCCGAACCGCUGCUCGGGGGUGCGGAAUGCACGACUCUGGAGACGGACGCAUCGCUUUUGUCUGACAUUGAAAACGGAGCUUCCCUCACAGAGAUUCCCUGUGAAACAUCCCCCACAUCUGCAGCAAGCGACGACAAGCAGACGGACGAGAAAAAGGAGGAGGCCGAUGCAAACAACCCGUCGUCCAACUGGCUGCACGCAAAGCCCACCAGGAAAAAGCGCUGCCCCUACACCAAGCACCAAAUCCUGGAACUGGAGAAAGAGUUUCUUUUCAACAUGUACCUUCCCCGAGAGCGCAGGUACGAAGUGGCGAGAGUCCUGAAUCUGACCGAGAGACAGGUGAAAAUCUGGUUCCAGAACCGCAGGAUGAAGAUGAAGAAGGAAAACCGAGACAGAAGGAAAGACAGCUAAUGCCUCUUUGCAUUUAAACCUUUUGGAGGGG
Molecule: messenger RNA, 925 nt
Organism: Girardinichthys multiradiatus
Lineage: Eukaryota; Metazoa; Chordata; Actinopteri; Cyprinodontiformes; Goodeidae
Gene: hoxa9b
Product: homeobox A9b
Exons: 2
Coding region: 175-894 (239 amino acids)
Biological process (GO): anterior/posterior pattern specification; regulation of transcription by RNA polymerase II; embryonic skeletal system morphogenesis
Cellular component (GO): nucleus
Molecular function (GO): DNA-binding transcription factor activity, RNA polymerase II-specific; RNA polymerase II cis-regulatory region sequence-specific DNA binding
Source: RefSeq, a predicted model, not a curated record